Messenger RNA from Candoia aspera, 996 nucleotides. RefSeq names its product chromosome 4 C14orf119 homolog (gene C4H14orf119). The coding region runs from base 54 to 401 and encodes 115 amino acids. The record is from RefSeq and is a predicted model, not a curated record. The transcript has a single exon. Lineage: Eukaryota; Metazoa; Chordata; Lepidosauria; Squamata; Candoiidae.
UUUCCCAACACCCAUAAUUCCCCCCUCCCCGUUUCUCUGCUGCCCCCUGCAGGAUGUCGGAACCGCUGCCCUUGUCCUACGUGACGGCCCAAGAGAUGCGCUGCCUUCUGCACUGGCUGUCGGGCUGGACCCCCGCGCAACGGGAGCGCUUCCUCCGAGACCUGGUGGACAAGGCCGUGCCCUGGAAGGUGCUUCCCCUGCUGGAGGGCCUGGCCGGGCUCAGCGUGGGGCCCGGGAAGCCCCCGUCCAUCUACGAGUGCCAGAUGCGCCUCUGGGACCAGUGGUUCCGCGGCUGGUCGGAGGCCGAGCGCAACGAGUUCGUGAGGCAGCUGGAGGAGGAGAUGCCGGACCUGGCCGGGCGCUUUUACCAGGAGGUGGCUGCGACAGCAGGACAGCUCUGACGCGGGCCGUGGCUCUCCCUGCCACCCCCUAUUUUGUAUCGACUCCUCUGGACAUCUCCAGUGCGCUGCUGUUAAAUGAAACAUGGCAUUCCAUGUGCAACCCUGAAUAAUAUGAAUAAACAUUGUUUACCAAACCCAAAGGGUUAAAUGCUCGGUUGUCCUGAAAAUUGGUGACCCUCGUGGUUUUUUUUCCUCCCUCCCUUCCUUCCCCUCCUCCUCCUCCUCCUCCUCCUCCUCCUCUUUCUUUUCCUUCUUUCCUUCCCUCUACCUUCUUUCCCUCCCUCCUCCUCCCCUCCCCUUCCCUUCCUUCCUUCCCCACCUCCUCCUCCUCCUCCUCCUCCUCUUUCUUUUCCUUCUUUCCUUCCCUCUACCUUCUUUCUUUCCCUCCCUCCCUCCUCCUCCCCUUCUUUUCCUUCCUUCCAACCUCCCUCCCCCCUUCCCUCCCCUCCCUCCCUCCUUCCCUUCCUCUCUCCCUUCUCUUUUUUCGUAUGAUUUUGUAUUUUUCUUAGACCCUUUAAAGAAGAUGUAUCUCUAUAAACAAAGAGUAGAAGCGUACUGUAAAGAACAAAUGAAUAAACAAGGGGUUUUAAAAUGC